Larimichthys crocea (large yellow croaker) is the source of this 2643-nucleotide messenger RNA. RefSeq names its product phosphatidylinositol 4-kinase type 2 alpha (gene pi4k2a). Gene Ontology annotation, molecular function: 1-phosphatidylinositol 4-kinase activity. The record is from RefSeq and is a predicted model, not a curated record. Lineage: Eukaryota; Metazoa; Chordata; Actinopteri; Sciaenidae. The transcript has 9 exons. Gene Ontology annotation, cellular component: lysosomal membrane; endosome; plasma membrane. The coding region runs from base 187 to 1530 and encodes 447 amino acids. Gene Ontology annotation, biological process: phosphatidylinositol phosphate biosynthetic process; Golgi organization; endosome organization.
CUCUUCCCGGAAGCUGACAGUCAUCUGACUUUUCUUUUUUUUUUCUGUUUCCUUGUUAGCCGCAGUUGGUACUAGCCAACAAAACAAGCGUCCCACUUUGUCCCCUUCUUCUGUUUCGUCCCUCUUCUGUCUUUUCUUCGCACUCUCCGGGGACUUGAAGUAACCCCUCGUCCACCCUCCAGCGUCAUGGACGAGACGAGUCCGCUUGUCUCUCCUCUCCGGGACUCCGGUGAUUUCAGCUACUGUCCCACAGAGCCCACAAGCCCCCGAGGCGCGUUUGGAAGCACACCGGGCUCGGUGGUGCGCAUCCCGGCCGGCAGUCCUGGGCGCAACCGGGAGAGACAGCCGCUCCUCGAUCGGGACCGUGGGAGCUCGCCGCGGGAGCCCCACAGAAACGAGUUCCCGGAGGAUCCCGAGUUCAGAGAGAUCAUCCGAAAGGCCGAGCGAGCCAUAGAGGAGGGCAUCUACCCGGAGAGGAUCUACCAAGGAUCCAGCGGGAGCUAUUUUGUCAAAGACUCACAGGGGAAAAUCAUCGGCGUGUUCAAACCUAAGAAUGAAGAGCCCUAUGGCCAGCUUAACCCCAAGUGGACAAAGUGGCUCCAGAAACUUUGUUGUCCUUGCUGCUUUGGCCGUGACUGUUUGGUCCUGAACCAGGGUUACCUCUCGGAGGCCGGGGCAAGCUUGGUCGAUCAGAAACUGGAGCUCAACAUCGUUCCCAGGACCAAGGUGGUGUAUCUGGCGAGUGAAACAUUCAACUACAGUGCUAUAGACAGGGUGAAGUCUCGAGGAAAGAGGCUAGCCCUGGAGAAGGUGCCUAAAGUGGGUCAGCGCUUCCACAGGAUUGGACUGCCACCAAAGGUUGGUUCCUUCCAGCUCUUUGUUGACGGAUACAAGGACGCAGAUUUCUGGCUGCGGAGGUUUGAGGCAGAGCCAUUGCCUGAAAACACCAACCGUCAGCUCCAGCUUCAGUUUGAGCGGCUCGUAGUCCUCGAUUACAUCAUCAGGAACACAGACAGGGGAAAUGACAACUGGUUGCUGAAGUAUGACUGUCCCAUGGAUCCUGUUGGAAAUAGGGACACAGACUGGGUGGUAGUAAAGGAUCCCAUCAUCAAGCUGGCAGCUAUAGACAACGGUCUUGCCUUUCCCCUCAAACACCCUGACUCCUGGAGAGCCUACCCGUUCUACUGGGCGUGGCUUUCCCAGGCCAAAGUUCCUUUCUCCCAAGAGAUCAGGGAGCUGGUCCUGCCCAAACUCUCCGACCCAAAUUUCAUCAAAGACCUGGAAGAGGACUUGUAUGAAUUAUUCAAGAAAGACCCUGGUUUCGACAGAGGACAGUUUCACAAACAAGUAGCCGUAAUGAGGGGGCAGAUCCUGAACCUGUGCCAAGCCCUGAAGGACGGUAAAACACCCCUGCAGUUGGUCCAGAUGCCUCCAGUAAUUGUCGAAACAGCCAGAGCACCUCAGAGAGCCAACAGUGAGUCCUACACACAGAGCUUCCAGAGCAGAAGACCCUUCUUCACCUGGUGGUAGGAACAGCUCGCCAAAGAGGAAGAAGAGAAACAGCAGGAAGCCGGAGCGAGGAAAGAGAGAGUGAGAAGUGUUGAUGUGUGCAGAUGGAAGACUGGGCAGAAUCUGAGAGCACCAGUGUCUGGUCCCAGAAAUGGAAAUAACCAUCACCCUCCCAUCCUCUCCUUAUGGAUAUUUUAAUUACACAGUGAGUGAGUGGGUGGAGAGACGAGGCCAAGAGAGGAAGAAUUUCAUAACAUAGCUUCCUUUGUCUGCCUCCGUGCCUUGUGUGGAUGUCGAGGAAGAGUUAAUGCCUAAAUGAUAAAGAUUCUGUACCGUCCGUUGAGAGGCAGAAAGAUUUCAGUGAGAUGUCAGACUUUUCUUUCGGACACCUGGGUGCACAUAAUGUUUGCUCACAGACACACACAUCGGUCACAAGCCUCUGAUACUUUGUGUUUUGAUAGGAGAUGUUGCAUUCCAUGUUUUUUCUUUUUUUGUUUGUUUUUUCACCCUUCAUACCUCUCUGCCUUUUCAUAUUGACCUGCAUAUUCCCUCCCAUGCAGCAAAUAAGCCCUGGGCUGGUGAAAGCAGUGGUGCCACUAGUGAAGAUCACAAUUUUAGUUUUUAACAAACGAGAAGUUUGUUCAUUGUGGUUCAAGUUUUGAAGAUUAGGAUACUGGGCACUCAGUGGUGUGUAUGUCUUUACACAAUGAACACAAGCCAUGUGAACUGGUUUCACACUUACUCACUGCUCGUCCUAACUGUUCAGAUUAGGAUCUGCAAGUCAUCUGGAGUGAUGCUGAAAAAGAAAGGCACUUUUGGUUAAAGAAAAACUCUUAAAGCUCAUGACUGCCUCGCCCAAUUUUUCUUCUUUCACCGACGAGUUAAAUCAUCGGUGAAGAAGUAAGAAUUAUCCCAUCUGCAAGCAGGCGGAGCGAGGUCGGUGAUUCCCCAGACCACAAGCUCCUGCUUGUCUCGGCCAUGUUGAUUUCUAUUAAUUUUCUGGCUCGCGGGGUGGACAACAAAGUAACUUCCUGCUGUACUGAACUGACAUAAAAUGUAUUGUGACAAUGCACUGUAUAAUUUGUAUGUAAUAUUUAAUGAUAGAUUAUAAUUAAAACAUAUUACAUUAAUACA